Phaedon cochleariae (mustard beetle) is the source of this 5256-nucleotide messenger RNA. The record is from the annotation of a GenBank genome assembly. NCBI's taxonomy places the organism in Eukaryota, Metazoa, Arthropoda, Insecta, Coleoptera, Chrysomelidae.
AUGGCCAAAAUUCUUGGCAAGGACCAGUCCACUUAUUUGAAGGAACGCGAUGCAUUUCUUCGUGAUCUGCAGCACUUCCAUGAGAUUCGGGGGACGCCAUUCAAGCGGCCCCCUACUCUCGGUGGCAAGGAGGUCGACCUGUACCUUCUUUAUAAUCUGGUUAUUUCACAAGGAGGAUGGCUUAGGGUGAACAACAAGAAUUCUUGGUCGGAAAUCUUACCUAGCUUGAAUUUGCCAAUCUCCUGUGUCAACGGGAGCAUUGGCCUGAAACAAACAUACUUGAGAUACCUGGACCGUUGGGAGAAGGUGCACUUCCUUCACGAAGAAGCAGACCGUGGCAGCGAUGACGACGAAGAAAGUAGGCACAAGCGCUGGUCCGCCAAAGCCCUGCAUUCUGUGCCGUACACCUACAAUUACGCCCAGCAUAAUAUAAACGAAACGAACAGGGAAUACCAUCACCUUUCCACCAACUUGUACAAAUCCUCCGACUACGACCGCCUGGCGCUGUCUCUGAUAUCCCCUCUGCCCAACGAACAAGACUUCGCCAUCAACGUGUGCACCCUGCUGUCCAACGAUGGGAAACACACCCUCAAGUUGGACAAACACCCCAGGCUCGUCGACUUCCUGCUCGGCCAUGCUGGAAUCUUCAAUCAUGCUUCCCUCAGAAGAAUCUUCACGCAUUACUACAGGGAUGUCAGGAAGCGGCCGACGCACAGCUUCUGGAAAGACAUGCUCGCAUCGCCCGAGUUCCUCGACCUCGCCGACGAAGAAAAGUUCCAACCGAAAGCCGAAGAACCCUCCAAGCCCCUGCUCAUCGGCGACGGCAUCGAUCCGGCCCUUUUGGCCCUACAAACGCCCAUGGACAUCGAAGAAAAUCGGGUGAAUCGUGUAGAUUCGGAUAGUGAUUGUGAAUUGGACGAGGCGGAGAAUAAUAAUUGUGAUAGUUUCAAGUUGAAGCUGAGAGAGGAAGACGGGGAUUUGUUCUGCUUGCGGCGGUCGUUGGGUACGCAGGACUACACGGGGCAGCGGGUGCUGCAGAUAGCCACCAUCUUGAGGAACCUCAGUUUCAUCGAGGAAAACGUGCCGGUGCUGGUGAAGAACUCUUCUUUCCUAAGAUUCAUGUUGUUGUGCAGCAGCUCCAGGUGGAACGUGCUUCGUAACCUCGGCACCGAUAUGUUGAGCAACAUGUCCGCGGAUUUCCUCGUUAAAGAGUUGAACAGCGACAUUUUGACAUCGAGCUUGAUCGAAAUCGUCACUAGAGGGCUGGACAGCGAAGACAGAGCUUGUUGUCUCUCAUCCUUGGAAGUGUUGAACAAACUCAGUCAGAAUGAGCGCAACGAGGACGUGAUGCUUCGCUCACUCCAAUUCCGCGUUUACAAGAGCGUGUGUUCUUUCUUGACCAUUCAUGACGUGAUGCUGCUGAUCUACACGUUGGAGUGCCUGUACUCCCUGUCGUCGCUGGGGGAACGGGCCUGCAAUUUUAUCGUGAACAAUCACGGGGUGAUUGACACUCUGGUGUCGCUGGUGACGGUGGAGGGUAAGAGUUAUGGGCCGAAGGCGUGCAUCGGGAUGAAGCUGGUAGAGACGUUGCCGAGCAGCGGGCAGACGCAGAGCCAGGGGCAGCAGCAGGGUGGGAGUGUGCCGGUGACGACUUCGGGAGGCACUGCCGGUACCAGCGUCGCGAAUUCCCCGCCGUCCGCCCUCACGACCAUGACGUCGACGACGGCCGCUAGUACGCCGAUCGUGAGCAGCGUCGCGACGGCGUCCGCGAGAGUGGUCGUCGCUCCUGGCACGCCCGUCCGGCCGGUAGCCAUCGUGCCGCAGCGGCUCAUCCCCAUCACGCCGACCUCCACGACGACGACGACAACUUUGACGGCCCCGGCGACCGCCCCGCCGCCCGCCCCACCGACGGCGCCGAUGACGCCGCAGCAGCUGAUCCAGCAGCAGCACGCCCAUCAGCAGGCCAUCCAGGAGAACGAGCACUUUGCGCUCGCGUGGCUGCGCGCCACCUACGAGCCGAGCGCCGACGGACGGGUGGACCACCAGGAGCUGUACCGGCACUAUAUGGGGUCGUGCGCGAAGAUCGGCAGAAGGGGGGUGAUAUCGCCGUUGCACUUUCCGAGAUGCGUGAGGUCGAUAUUCGGCGGCACCGUCGGCCCCAACCCGAUGAAACCGGCCAACCCCAACGACCCGCAAUUCUACGACGGCAUAAAGGUGCGCGACCACCCCCUCGUCAUCACCCUCCCCGCCUCCUGCACCGCCCUCAACUCCUCGCCCCCCUCCCCGUCCCCCACCCUUCCCAAAACGCUCGCCAAAGGUCAACAAGCGCGCCGCAAGUCCGCGCAACAGGCGCUCAAGGCUCCUCCCACCUGUGGCGCCGCGUCCGCCCACGGUCUAGCGGGCGGUCUCGCGACUGCCCACGGUCUAGCGGGCAGCCUCGCGUCUGCCCAGGGUGCGACGACUGGUCUCGCGCCUGCGCCUCUCGAGGUCGAUUCGGAGGUGGGGGUGGGGUCGCCGUCGUCGCCCAUAUUGAAGGCGCAACUGAGCGCGCCGCCCAAACCGCGGGAUGGCGCAGGGUCGCCCGGCGAGGCGGGCGGAGGGGACGCGAAGAGUCAGGCUUCGUCUCACCCGCACCUGAGCCAGGCGCUUCUCGGGGCAAAUGCAGCGACUGCUCCCGCAACAACCAACGCGACUCCGGCCUGUCAAGUCAGCGGCGCCGGCAAGGACAAUCACUCCGGCUCAGGUCAGACGAGCAGCACGUCGCUGAUCAAGAGCCUGCUCGCCACUAAGGUAAACGAUUGCAUGUCGUCGGUGAGCAUGAGGACGGCGUCAGACUGCCAAUCUGUAGCUCAGGUGGCUGCUAGGCAACAGAGGCUGCUGGCCCAACAGACGGCUCCCACCUCGGAGGCGUCGCAACAGAAGAAGGAGCCUCCCAAGGUGUCGAGGAUGAACGGGGUGCGGCAGCUGUUCGUCGACAACGAGGUCGGAGAUCCCUCUGUGUCAUCCACCACGCAGUUCACCAGCUUGACGAAAGGCAAAAAGGAGCCCCCCCAGCCUCCCCCUCCGCCGUUAGCGCCGCUUAGCAACAACGCCAAGGGUGGCAAGACGCAGCGUAUCGACAACGAGGAUAGCGAUUCGAUCGGUAACAACUCGUUGGCGUCCAGUUCCGGUCUUGGUACUAUAGGUAUAGGCGGAGUGUCAUCAACCGAAGACGGCGACAACUCGCUGACCAGCUUCGAAGGCCUCCUGAACGGCAUCCCGAACAUAGACAACCCCCUCAACGAAGACAGCAAUUCCAAAGAUUACGUGAAAUCGAGCAGCGAGACGAGCACGAACAAGCCGCUCCGGCUAGCCGACCUGUUGGAGAAAAAGUUCGAGAAGGGUCCGCCGCUGCUGAACGGCACGUUGGGCAAGGAGUCGAAGUCGGUGGAUCUGGUGGAGAACCACAUCGAGAAGGCGUUGAACAGGGACGGCGGCGGCCAUGCGGGCGUCAAAGCGGUGGAGGAGGAGGAGGUGAUAGAAAUCAAGGAGGAGGUCAUCGAGAUCAAGGAGGAGGUCAUCGAGAUCAAGGAGGAGCCGUUGGAGAAGCCGAGCUUGAAACGGUCCGCGUCGGACGAUCUGAUGGAGGUCGAGCCGAAGAAACCGCUGCUGUCCACUGUGAACGGCUCCACCACCGCCGCCGCAGCCUCCACCGAUCCGCCCGACUCCUCCAGCUCGAACAGCGAGGAGGGUCCUUCGACCGUCUCCACGGCCGCCGCCAAGCUGUUCGCCGACAUCGCCGCCGACAUCCUCGAAGACGAGGACGAGGAGCAGCUGCUGCAACAGGACGGGGGGCAGGGGCAGUACCAGCAGCCGCAGCAGCAGCCGCCCCCGCAGCAGCAGCAGAUCAUCGUGGAUCACGGGGGGCAGCAUCGGCAGAUCAUCGUGUCGCAGCCGCAGAUGCAGGGGGGUGGGCAGGUUGUUAUAACGACCGGCACGCCGAUGAAAACGCAAAUGGGCCAAACGGUGAUCGUCCAAAACUCCUCCACCGCCCAACAACGCCCGGUGAUGCUUCAACAGGCCAACGCCGGCCAAUUCCUCCUCUCGCAAGGCCCCCAGGGCCAGAUGCAGCUGGUGGCCAGCUCGCAACCGGGCCAGUACGUGCUGCAAACGGGUCCCGGCGGGCAGAACGCGGGCCAGUACGUGCUGCAGACGGGGCCCGGCGGGCAGAACGCGGGCCAGUACGUGCUGCAGACGGGCAGCCACGGCGGGCAGAACGCCUACAUGGUGGCGCAGCCGCAGACGGCGGUGGUGCACGGGCAGCAGCAGACUGUGCUGGUGGCGCAGACGCAGCAAGGGGGGGCGCCCGGGAAGACGAUCAUUAUCUUGCAGCAGCAGACGGGCGGGCAGGCGACGCAUCAUCAGAAGGUGGUGGUGACGCCGCAGGGGCAGCAAAUGGUGGUAACCCAAGUUCCUAGGCCGAUCGUGCACACCUCCUCCGUGUCGAACAGCGUGACGACCUUGGGGAAAACCGUCAAAACGAUGUCGGCCUCCGCCACAAACGGCGUCGGCGAGUCGAAGCACGAUGAGGCGGCGGCAAAGUUCAAGGUCGUCAGAGACUUGACGACGGCGUACGUGUGCGAGUGGGGGGAUUGCCUCACGGAGAAAAAGUUCAGGUCGGCUAACGAAGUGUUCAUGCACGCCUGUGCUACCCAUUGUCCGUCAGGCAGCGAAGAAAUCACAUGUCAGUGGGACAGGUGCGACAACAUGAAGAGGAAACGGUUCUCCCUGAUGACGCAUCUGCAAGACAAACAUUGCACCACGGAGGCCAUGAAGCAAAGUUUGGCGCGACGGAAAAAGGCAGCUCAGGGGGCGAAGGUCGAAACGCCUGCGCCCUCGACGUCGAAUUCGCAUCCUGGUUAUGCGCCGGAUGCGGCGUUGCACGCCAUCAAGAGGCACGCUCUCGAAUUCGUCAAUCCCAAAGAACUCCAAAUGAAAACGGCAAAGGCAGGCAGUAUCGGUUUGGCGGCGAUAGCGCUUCGCCCUGGUCCUUCACCUGCGACUGACCAGGAUGACAACGAGGGUCCUGUUACAAAAAGUAUUCGUCUUACGGCAUCUCUAAUAUUGAGGAAUCUCGUUAUAUACAGCAGUCAUUGUAAGAGGUACUUAAAGUCGUACGAGUCCCAUUUGGCGAACGUGGCGCUGAGCAAUGUAGAGUCGUCUCGAACGAUAGCACAAGUAUUGUACGACAUGAAUGACGGAACAACUCACAGGUGA